CUUCGCCGCAAAAUUGCAAAAUGCCCAACUUGAAAGCAUUUGCGCGCGGGCUCUUUGCGAUGGAGACACACUUCCAGGCCUGUAAAUUUUCGCAAUUCUUGAGGAGAAGUUCGACAUCGACUAUUUUCGCGCUUGCAUCAGGUUCAGUAAGGAGUGCCAUAGCUACAAUCAGGGUCUCCGGUCCGCAUACGGCAGCUGUGCUUCGUCGCAUCGCCAAACUGGAGCAGCCGACGCCACGGAAAGCUCUUCUGCGCAAACUCGUGCACCCUUGCUCGGGCAUUCAUCUCGACACUGCUAUUGUCUUGUGGUUUCCAUCACCUGGCAGUUACACCGGUGAAGACUGUUGCGAGCUUAACGUCCACGGAGGCAUAGGAGUUGUAAGUGCAGUAUUGGGUGCCUUGUCGCAUGUCGAUGGUGUGAGACAAGCAGAGCCAGGAGAGUUCACCAAGAGGGCAUUCAUGAACGGCAAAAUGGACCUAGCAGAAGUCGAAGGCUUGUCAGAUUUGCUAAAGGCUGAGACGGAAGCUCAGAGGGUGCAGGCAUUGGCGCAGAUGGAAGGAAGCCUUAGCAUGCUCUACAGGCAGUGGACAAAUGACCUCAAGAUGUGCCUCGCGAACGUCGAAGCUUUUAUCGACUUCAGCGAGGACCAGGGAAUCGAAGAAACCAUACUGGAUUCUGCUGCAGUGCAGGCCGAGAGACUUGCUGCAGAGAUCCAGAUUCACUUGCUGGACGGGCGACGUGGUGAGAGGCUACGAAGCGGCGUAAAGGUCGCAAUUGUUGGCCGGACCAACGUUGGAAAGAGCAGCUUGUUCAAUGCCUUAUGCCAGAGGGAUGCAGCCAUAGUAUCACCCAUUGCUGGAACAACCAGAGAUGUCGUUGAGAGCACUUUGGACAUUGGUGGCUACCCUGCUGUAUUCUCCGACACGGCAGGCCUUCGGCACAGUGAUGACCUCGUGGAACGUGAAGGAAUUCUGCGUGCCCAGCGCUGGGCAGCUAAUGCAGACUUGGCACUCAUAGUGGUGGAAGCACGAGAAUUGCUCCGAUUCAAUCCUGCAACAGAUUUUGUUGACGAUCACCUGAAGGAAUUAGGAAUAAAGUCGUGCACAGCGCACCGCCUCAUCAUCUUCAACAAACUGGAUCUUUUGUCCGAGGAUGAGAAGGUCAUGGUUGAGGAGCAUGCAAGGAGUAUGCGCAUCGACAGUUGCUUCACCUCGUGUACCAAUCAGCAAGGCAUCGGUGACCUGGUGAAGAUCCUUGGCACACAUCUUGAAGACAUGUGUGGUAGGCCAGUAGACUCGAGCCCCGUUCUGACUCAAGAAAGGCACAGAAGGCAUCUGGAACAGUGCCUGAAACAUUUGAAGCUGUUCAGCACAGAAGUGCGGCAUGAUUCCGUCAUAGGCGCCGAGCACUUGAGGAUUGCACUCACUCACCUGGGGAGAAUAACAGGCCGAGUCUUCACAGAGGAAAUACUUGAUGUUAUAUUCAGAGAUUUCUGCAUAGGAAAGUAAGGUUUUAUGACAGUGUGUGCCUGAGCUGCGGUGAACAGGAGUAGUACAUUAAAUGGAAUAUUUAUGAUGGCAA
Messenger RNA from Rhipicephalus sanguineus (brown dog tick), 1581 nucleotides. Its product is annotated as tRNA modification GTPase GTPBP3, mitochondrial. Lineage: Eukaryota; Metazoa; Arthropoda; Arachnida; Ixodida; Ixodidae. The transcript is spliced from 8 exons. Gene Ontology annotation, molecular function: protein binding; GTPase activity; GTP binding. Bases 21 to 1508 code for a protein of 495 amino acids. The record is from RefSeq and is a predicted model, not a curated record. Gene Ontology annotation, cellular component: mitochondrion; cytoplasm. Gene Ontology annotation, biological process: tRNA methylation; tRNA wobble uridine modification.